Messenger RNA from Debaryomyces tyrocola, 846 nucleotides. The record is from the annotation of a GenBank genome assembly. NCBI's taxonomy places the organism in Eukaryota, Fungi, Ascomycota, Pichiomycetes, Serinales, Debaryomycetaceae.
AUGGUAUUCCAAUUUUCGUUAGAUAAAUUAACAACUAAAUACCUUCCAGGAAAUCAAGUACAAAUGCUACCUAAAAUCUUAAGGAGAUUCUUGGGUUGUCACAGUCCAUCUCCCAAAGCAGAUUAUUGGGUGUGGCUUGAAAUCUUCGUUUCAACUUUCAGUGGAGUAGCUUUAUUAGAAGGAGUCUUCAAAAGCCAUAAUACUGUAUUCUUUCUGCAUAAUGCGCCGAUGAUUAUCGCAAGUUAUGGAGCUACAUCAAUAUUGUCUUUCAACACACAUGAUUCGCCAGUUGCACAACCCAGAAAUAUUCUUUUCGGGCACUUUGUGUCGGCCUUAUCAGGUGAAUGUAUUACCAAGUUAUUUUCAUUGUCAGAAAGAGGGCGCUCCAAUUAUUGGGCUGGGGGCGCAUUGAGUGUAGCAACGGCGUCUGUCUUGAUGUCAUUAUUAAACUGUGUGCAUCCUCCAUCUGGAGCUUCUGCAUUACUACCCUCAACUAAUGAACAAAUAAGAUCAAUGGGAUGGUGGUAUUUGCCAGCACAUUUGGUAUCGUCUGUACUAAUAAUUAGUGUUGCAUUAGUUACAGGAAAUAUUAUAAGGAGGUAUCCUGAGCACUGGUGGUAUCCAGGAUCACCCGCCUCGAGUAGCAAUACCAAUGAAAAAUCUGAAAAAGAGUCAAUUCAUGCUCUUAACGAAGACAUUCAAUAUAUUCAGGGUUCAAGAGAAUUUGAAAUUCGCGGCAACCAGAUAUUUGUUCCUUCUCAGUGUUCCUUGAGCAGGAAGGAGGUGGAAUAUCUUGAGAUUUUACAAAGUAUAUUAAAAGAUUUACCUUUUGAUGAUGAAGUAUAG